CUGACUUUAUAUAGACUAUCUGUUACAUUAACUAGGUAUUUUAAAAUCUCGUAACAAUAUCGACAAGGCCGAUAACUUGCUUAUGUAUUUUCAUAUGCUGUCCGUGCGCCACAACUCCAGGAAAAGCUUCGCGGUCCUCGCGUUUCAUAUUCUCGUUAGAGGACGAUACGAAGGAGAUUCUCCACUCUCUUUGGUUAAAUGAAGCGCUACCAUGUAACAUUUUGAGGCGUUCUGAGACGCCGAUACCUACUCGCGAUUAGUCUCCCCUGAGUCUUAGACAGAGUCUUAGACAGGGCUGUAAGAUGGGUAUUUCUGAUGUAAUUGUCUUGCAAUUGUCUUAUUCGUCUCAAUUUCUUCUUCUCUUGUUUAAACAUUUUUUGCAUGCUGUCUAAUUGGAUUUAUCGCCAUUCGUUUCUUCGCACCAGGCGUGCCUUAUUUUUAUUAUAUAUAUUAUUUUGUUGUUGUUAUUAUUCAAGCAAGAUGUCAAACACGUAUCAUACAGUAGCUCUGGACGAAGAGCCCUUUCUUGCAAAGGAAGAAGGGAUAGUAGACGAGAAAUGGACGGAGAGCACGGGGAGGAAAUCUAUACUGGAUCGCCUGGAUAGGCUGAGCCCACAUUGGGCCUUUUUAUGCCAUGCUGUUCUAUUAUCACUCUCUGCAACAUUCUUCGCAUUAUCAUUCUGCUCAAAAGCUGCGAAAAUAACGGACGCGGACUAUACGGCAAAAUAUUCAACCUGGUCACCGGCCGCGAGCGCUAUAAAGUAUGAGACGAAACACUUCGACUUGCCUCCUUUUACGGAAGGACCCUUCGUUGGUAUGGGAGAUGACGUGGAUGCGGCGUGGGAAGAGGUUUCAAGCAUCGGCCACACGAUGAUAUCUCGCGAAGAAAUGGUAAAACUGGGUUUAGAUCCUGAGACUUCUCUUGCCAUCACCGAUCCAAGGGAUGGAAAGCCCGGCUAUCGGGCCGCGCUUGAGGUAUUUCACCAAUUACACUGCUUGGACCUACUACGAAAGAACGUAUAUAAGGAAUACUACGCGCCGUUAGGAGGAGAUGCAUUUGCUGAGCCUGAAGAUCCCACGGUCCAUCUCGACCACUGCAUCGAGGCGCUGCGACAAUUCGUCAUGUGCCAGGGCGACGUCAAUGUCAUCAGCUUUAACUUGCCGCAGGGUGAAAAAGACCUGUGGCCAAACUACAGCACGCCUCGAACGUGCAGGAACUUCGACAGCAUCCGACAAUGGGCUGUCGACCAUACAGUCCCGAGGGGACCCCACGAGCCAGAGCACUAAGAUUUCUUCUCUGAAUAGAUGACUGUAGGUACCUUAUGGAUAUACCCGUAAUUAAAAAGUAAUUGAGUAAAUAAUUUUGCGUUUUAUAUAUAUAGAUAUAGAUAUCAUGAAGACCGAGCGUCGGAGAUGACGGUUUUGAGUAUUCUCGGGUCGUCCUAUGAUGUGAGACAACUGCCUUAAGCUGUGAUGAGCCAUAUUAUGUGAACUUUGACGUUAGCUUCGAGCGGCAGAAUCACUUGAUCUAUGAGGUCGAAUUGAAGAGAGAGCUGUUGUGAGAAGAAGAAAAAAGCUCGCCCUGUACCUUGGCUGCCUCAACGUUGUAAUGGAUGGACAAGGAGAAAUAAAAAAUAAAAAGGAAGAAUCGGAAUCUUCCCACGUGUGCGGAGGAGUACCUAGGUACAGCGCAAUACGAAUACGAAGACUAAAUUGACUAAGAAACCGUUAGGAUGGAAUAAAAAGCGGGUCAUCUGCCAUCUCCGCCUUAUCAGAUCGAAAGCGAUGAGCCGAUUUGCAGGGCUAACAACCAGAAAACCUAUUACGUAUGGUGAGAGGGUGGAGAAGAUUUAAGUUACCGCUACUCUAUUCAGAAUCCUGGGUUCUGGAGAUUCGGAAGCUUGAGAUUCCAGUGGUGUCAUGCAGCUAGCGAAUCAGAUGGCAAUUGGCAUCGCGCUUUUUUGACUCCUUAUUACCUCCUUUUUUUUAGGCGGCAUAUCAAAUUUGCUGUUUGCUACAUA
This is a messenger RNA of Daldinia caldariorum, 2021 nucleotides long. RefSeq lists its product as uncharacterized. The coding region runs from base 382 to 1287 and encodes 301 amino acids. NCBI's taxonomy places the organism in Eukaryota, Fungi, Ascomycota, Sordariomycetes, Xylariales, Hypoxylaceae. The transcript is spliced from 3 exons. Gene Ontology annotation, biological process: mycotoxin biosynthetic process. The record is from RefSeq and is a predicted model, not a curated record.